Messenger RNA from Halichondria panicea, 721 nucleotides. Its product is annotated as profilin-like. Gene Ontology annotation, cellular component: cell cortex. The coding region runs from base 109 to 531 and encodes 140 amino acids. The record is from RefSeq and is a predicted model, not a curated record. The transcript has 2 exons. NCBI's taxonomy places the organism in Eukaryota, Metazoa, Porifera, Demospongiae, Suberitida, Halichondriidae. Gene Ontology annotation, molecular function: actin monomer binding.
CGGGGGUGCCUUCAGAUCGUGUGAGCGCAUUUCUAGAGAACGUUCUAGCUGCUCCAGUCAGUUUCUGCCACCUCUGAAUCUGCUUUGUCUAUCUCCUCAAGUCACAUCAUGUCGUGGGAUUCUUAUCUGGACAACCUGGUAGCACAGAGCAAGGAUGCUAGUGGCACUGCUCACGUUGAUAAGUGCUGUAUAAUCGGCCUUGACGGUGGGGCACCAUGGACUACUGCUGCAAGUGCAGUUGCUUUCAAGCUUGAAGGGCAAGAGGGUCCCAACAUUGCCAAAUGUUUCAAGAGCAAGGAUUACACUUCUUUCAUGACGUCAGGAAUUAGAGCUUCAGGAGAGAAGUAUCAAUUUCUCCGAGAAGAGGAUAAGAAGAUAGUAUAUGGCAAGAAGAAGGGAAUGGGUGCCCUCACAAUGCAAGCCUCCAAAACAGCUAUUGUUAUUGCUCACUGCCCCGAGGGAUCUCAGCAAGGAAACACAAACAAAGCGGUUGGAGUUAUUGCAGAUUACCUUGAGAGCCUCGGCAUGUAGUGGACUUGACUCUAGACUAAUAUUGCAUUGUCCUGAUUUGAAUUUAUUAUCGUAGCUGUGUUUGUGGCUUUUGAAAUGUUUGAGCAAUAGAUACAUUUUCACAAGAUAUUUUAUUUGUAGCAUUUAGUAAUUUUAGGAGCUCUUGUUUAGAUGUGUGUUUAGUGUGAAAACAUAAAUUAUUAUUAUUGAA